UGACGUUCGUUCUUUCCACCGUUUUCUCACUGAUCCUCGUGUGGAACCAGUUGACCAGGGCCAUGCUGAAUGAUAUUGGUGACUAUGUAGGUACGGAUAUUGAGAUUUCCUGGUUGCCUAAUCUGGAUGAUUUAAUGAAAGGCUAUGCCCGAAACUUUCGUCCAGGGAUAGGAGGACCUCCAGUGAACGUUGCCAUGGCUAUUGAAGUAGCCAGCAUUGACCAUAUCUCAGAAGCCAACAUGGAAUAUACAAUGACUGUGUUUCUGCGUCAGAGCUGGCGAGACGAGCGCCUUUCUUACAACCACACAAACAAGACCCUGGGGCUGGACAGCCGUUUCGUAGAUAAACUCUGGGUUCCAGACACGUUUAUUGUCAAUGCCAAAUCGGCCUGGUUCCAUGACGUCACUGUUGAGAACAAGCUCAUACGGCUACAGCCUGAUGGUGUUAUUCUCUACAGCAGCCGAAUCACAUCCACAGUAGCCUGUGACAUGGACCUAACCAAGUACCCAAUGGAUGAGCAGGAGUGCAUGCUGGAUCUUGAAAGCUAUGGCUACUCUUCAGAGGACAUCAUUUAUUACUGGUCAGACAGCCAGAAACAUAUUCACGGCCUGGACAAACUGGAGCUGUCCCAGUUCACUAUCACAGACUACCGCUUUAUCACUGAGAUGAUGAACUUUAAAUCGGCUGGACGAUUUCCUCGGCUCAGUUUGCACUUCCGGUUGAGGCGGAAUCGAGGAGUGUACAUCAUCCAGUCCUACAUGCCCUCUAUCUUGCUGGUUGCCAUGUCCUGGGUGUCUUUCUGGAUCAGCCAGUCAGCUGUGCCUGCAAGAGUAUCACUAGGAAUCACUACUGUGCUGACCAUGACGACACUGAUGGUGAGUGCCCGCUCCUCGUUGCCUCGUGCCUCUGCCAUAAAAGCCCUGGAUGUAUAUUUCUGGAUCUGCUAUGUGUUUGUGUUCGCCGCCCUGAUUGAGUAUGCCUUCGCUCACUACAAUGCCGAUUACAGCAAGAAGGAGAAAGCCAAGGUCAAAGUGAACAAGACUGCAGAGUCCAUGGUGAAAAAUGGAAAGCAGGCCAUGGUCCUCUUCUCACUGUCCGUGACUGGCAUGAAUCAAGGCCUUGUGGUCUCCAAUCGGCAGAACCGUGCCCAACACCAAGCCGAGACAUCCGUAGAGCCUCAGGAAGAGGUGGAACCGGCUAAGCAAGGGAGCAGUGAGGAGAGAAAGUGCUGCAAGUGCAAACCCAUAGAUGCUGACACAAUCGACAUAUACGCCCGUGCUGUCUUCCCUUUCACUUUCGCCGUGGUCAAUGUCAUCUACUGGGUGGCUUAUACCAUGUGACAUACAUGCUAAGUUAGCUGAAAUCUUGAGAUUUUGAAUUUUUACAUGAAGGGAUGUUCACGAUUGUCGAACUAUGAUUCAGAUUAUUGAAUCCUUAUGAUUCAACUCAGACUGCUUAGGUUUUGUGUGGCUCUGCAUCUGAUAAUGAAGAUGAGAACAUCUGGUGAGGAAGCACUUUUCCUUUCAGCAAUGUCUCAGAUGAAGGUGAGUGAAAUAUGAGAAAACGCUGCGAGGGCUGCUGAUUGUCUCGCCUCUGCAAUGUCAUAUUGCCUUGGUUUCUCUUUGUGUUACUAUUAUAAUAUUUUAGAGAUUAUUUUGUGACAUUUAAUUGCAGUUCUUUUUACCUGAAACUGGGGAUAAUUAAAUCGAACCCUAUAACAUGACUGCAUGGCUGCUGUUUUUGCUAUGAGUACAUU
Molecule: messenger RNA, 1756 nt
Organism: Neoarius graeffei (lesser salmon catfish)
Lineage: Eukaryota; Metazoa; Chordata; Actinopteri; Siluriformes; Ariidae
Gene: gabrd
Product: gamma-aminobutyric acid type A receptor subunit delta
Exons: 9
Coding region: 63-1340 (425 amino acids)
Biological process (GO): signal transduction; monoatomic ion transmembrane transport; chemical synaptic transmission
Cellular component (GO): synapse; membrane; neuron projection
Molecular function (GO): neurotransmitter receptor activity; GABA-A receptor activity; extracellular ligand-gated monoatomic ion channel activity
Source: RefSeq, a predicted model, not a curated record